AUGGACACACUCGAUCCCAGUAAUCUGUCUGAGCUCGAGAGCUUGUCUGACUCGGAUUGGUUAGAUAUCAGCAGCAGGGCAUCCGGAGAUACCGACUCCGUUACUGGUUUCGACGACAGCGAUCGCGAAGAUGUCGACAACAGACCGUCCUCCCGGAGGUCUUUCAGCAGCAUCGAUAGUUCUCGCGAUGGCGAUGUGCAAGGUUGGGAAGGCUUGGCCGAAGACGGCUUUGAUGAAUCUCCCCCAGGAGAGUGUUUGCUACAUGUCGACACCGUAUCGCUCUCCUCUCGAUUGGCAGCGCUCUCGAGUGCUUCGGUGCCUUUCCACAAGGACGAUGAAGACCCCGAGGAGGAGCAGCGCGUCAAGGAUGCACUCGAUCAGAGCAUGAUGAGCACCCUCAGCUCGUCGCGUUCCAAUUCUCUGAAUGCGUCUGUGCAGACCUCAAUUGUCCAUUCUCGUGAUCUCAGACUUUCCUUCCCUGAUCCACUCACAAGUUCGUGUGAUGAACAUAUGAAUACGUCGUACGAAGACGUGUCGGUCCCAUCGGAUCCAGUUACGACCGCCCCCGACGCUGAAGCCGACACACUGCUUCCAUCUGUCACGGAACUUAUCGCUACCACUUUGGCGCCUUCUGCUGCGGAUCCGGGUUCAGUCGCUAUACCCGAGGUCCCUCAGGAAGACGUGUUCGAAGCUGGACAAGCCAAGACGAGCCCUGAUUUCUACGUCGUUUUGUACGGCGUCUCACCCACAACGAAGUGGUCUCUAGUCGAUAAACUUCUUGAGAAGAUUGCUCAUGGCACGUCUAUGACUUUGUCGUCCGAUUUUAUGGAGCAGGACAAUGCGUUUCCUCAUGUUUCAUUUGUGCCUCGUGGAGAGUCACGAGAGAAGCGUGUCGUCUCUAUUGUUGACCGCACAGACUUGCUCAAGGGCGGCGACAAUUCGAGUUAUGUUUCCUUAGAUCGGCCAUCCUUGGCGAUUGUGUUCCUUCCUGCUACUGUUCUGAAUCUCCCGGAGCAUACGCUCUACCUCCCCAUGUUAGCGCAGAGUUUCAGCGUCGUCGAUCUGCCAUACUGUCCAGAUCAUCUCCUCGACGCUGAGCAACAGUGGGAGACUUGUGGAAUACCUCACAGCAAGGUCGUGCGUUUGGCCCGCGGUUCUUCGUCGGUCGUUGAGCCCGACGAAGUGGAACGUGCGAGGCCAUUGCAAGUUGCUCGCGCGUUGCGACCCGUUUUAGCUAUGGAAGUCAGUACCUCAAUGCAGAGACUGCGUUCUGCACAUGCGUUGACUAUUUUUGCGGUCUUGUCUAUUGUCCUUGGAUGCGUGAUCAAGGGAUCGCUUACACAGUCUACUGCGACAUAUCUUCCACAGCAGCAGCAGACUUCCUCACUUUGGGGUCUCCUCCGCCCGCCCACUGCGCCAGUCACGUCAUCAUCUCCGGCAAAUCAUUCGAAUGCCCUUGCCUCAUCAUCGCUGAAGGAUUUUGCCCUGGCGGUCCUUCCUCCUGCUCCCUCAGUCGCUACAACUUCCGCCUCGCGAUUGUCUUCCACGGCGACUGGAGUAGCCAACCACGCAGUGCUCACGGGCGCGCCUUCCGAAUGCAAUUGCGGUUGCGGUCUCAUUACUUGGCCUGGGAAAUACGAGUUAUCCAAUGAGUUGGCACUUCGGCCUACGCCCUCUGUCCCCUCUUUGAGGGCAGAGGAGCGCAGCAAAGUCGGCCUCUCCUUCAUGUCUACCCAGCCACAGGGUAAAGGCAAAGGGAGAAUUCCAGCGGAUGGAUCAUUGUACGAGUUGAGUACGCGGAUCGCUGGUGCGCUCUCGGAAUACUUCGAUAUCGGAACUGUCGUGGCGGUCGUACACAAAGAAUUCCAGGACAUUUUCGACGCGCUGGAUGAACUUGUGGACGCAAUCAGGCGGCAGACAGCGUCAGCUUGGGAUCAGUCGAGAGGGAUCGUGCGGUCGCUGCAAGAGCAGAUGGAGCAGAGGCAUGUGCGGGCACGCAACCGGGCUAGAGAGCUCAAGGAUAUGGGUGGGCGGCUGAUGUCGACGGUCGGUGAUCAUGUUCGCGAGCGGACGGGGUUGGCGAAGAAGACUGCGCGGGCCCUGCGCGAUAGCGUUGUUGCAAUGGACACGUGGAAGACUGCGCGGGAACGCAGGAUUGAAGCGAUGAAAGUGAGGAAGAUGGGUAGGGAGCGACGACUGCAGCGACAGGGGAGAAUGCGUCGUGCCCUGAAGCACUAA
Molecule: messenger RNA, 2238 nt
Organism: Sparassis crispa
Lineage: Eukaryota; Fungi; Basidiomycota; Agaricomycetes; Polyporales; Sparassidaceae
Exons: 3
Coding region: 1-2238 (745 amino acids)
Source: RefSeq, a predicted model, not a curated record